ACGACUAAACGAUAGUAGUGGCGCGAUUUGUAAACGACUGCAGCUCACGGCUCACCGGCGUCUGGAAGUAACUAUUCGUAACUCAUGAUUCCCACCGCAGUCUUCGUCAGAAAUAAAAACCUAAGUGAAGCGAGUACGCGACACACCGGACACACGCCGUCAGUGGAGGUGGUAUUCGUUAGUACCUCCACAGUCCACCGGAUCCCAUUAUCCCAUCCGGCUGUCGUUGUUAUCUUCUAAUGAUAAAAUACAAAUGAUUUUGUAAGUUGUAACGACUGUAACCAACUUUGUUGUCACGAUUUGUUUACAUAAUUAUUAUUUACUAUUUACUUCGGUUGUGUUUCAAACCACUGCAAACAAUGCGUCUCGUCAUAAAGCGAUCAGAGCACAGGCGGCCAGAAGACAGCGACGCCAGUGCUGUUGGAACCGAUCAACAGGCGGUACACCUGUUGCCAUGCAAAAUCCACACCCGGAAACCAGGUAGCGACUGUCAGACCUUGACGGGUCCAGUUGAUCGAUACUUUUGUCCAUAUACCAAAGCGGCAACAGAUGAUGAAACUGCGUUGUGGCACUCUUCGUUGCGUGGCAAGCCUCUGACGGGUGUGAAGCUCAGCAUGCCCGAUGGCUAUGUUGGUGUAUUGUGUGUUGGCAAGGAUGACAACGGCAGCCGUAAUGUAGUUAAUGAUUCUACAGAAGCAGUUGAAUCAAUAGCUGGUGAAGUAACUAAGCAGCUGAUGUACUGGAAUUGGGACCGCAUUCCAACGCGUGAAGAUCCGCUGCUAUCAGCACUUGACUGGGUGCGGGUGUCUGAUGCCAUCAUGACCACCAAUGACUGACAUAACCAUUAAGUAUGUUUCUGUAAUAAUGCCUGUGUUUCUUUAUUCAAUUUAUUUUUCAUUUUAAAGAUAUAGUAAAAUGUUGAAGCACUAUUACUUAAUUAAUAUUUGAUAUUGUGAAUAAAGUUUAAUUUUUAUAACUAGCUAUAUAAUUACACAUUAUUAAAUAUUUAUUACUAGCUUCCUUCUAUUUAUACACAAACAUUUAAACAUGGUUACAAAUAUAAAAAAUUGUUUUUCAAUAUAACAUAAAAAUACUUUUAACAUGUAAAAAAUAUUUCUUGAGAACAAGUAUCUAUUUCAUAUAUUGUGUGAAAUAUUAUACACUUUAUUAUUAUAUUGAACAUACUAUUCAAUCAUAUAUUUGUAAUGUACUACUAUGGAUACUGCAUCAUUUAAAUUCAAAAUAAAAUAAAAAUUAUAAAAUGCA
Myzus persicae (green peach aphid) is the source of this 1266-nucleotide messenger RNA. RefSeq lists its product as uncharacterized. Gene Ontology annotation, biological process: RNA catabolic process. NCBI's taxonomy places the organism in Eukaryota, Metazoa, Arthropoda, Insecta, Hemiptera, Aphididae. The record is from RefSeq and is a predicted model, not a curated record. The transcript has a single exon. The coding region runs from base 360 to 836 and encodes 158 amino acids. Gene Ontology annotation, cellular component: ribonuclease H2 complex.